Molecule: messenger RNA, 2214 nt
Organism: Cyprinus carpio (common carp)
Lineage: Eukaryota; Metazoa; Chordata; Actinopteri; Cypriniformes; Cyprinidae
Product: XK-related protein 8-like
Exons: 2
Coding region: 388-1596 (402 amino acids)
Biological process (GO): phosphatidylserine exposure on apoptotic cell surface; apoptotic process involved in development; engulfment of apoptotic cell
Cellular component (GO): plasma membrane
Source: RefSeq, a predicted model, not a curated record
GGUCAAACUCUCUAACCAUUAGGCCAUGACUUCCCACAGUACACAUUAACUAAUGGGACACACCUGGAACAAAUUAACAAAAGGACAGGAACGGGAAGGACCAAAUAAGGGCAAAAGGAAACAUAGGAAGCAGAACACACACAAAACAUGGAACAGAUUCUGACAUUGACACUUCCCACUUUAAACCAAUGCGUGUGAGUCUGAUCACAUGUGACAUCACUCACUGCAGUCUGACACCUGACCAAUAAUUCAAAUGCCUGAGGAGUUAUGAGUGGACAUAAACUUUAUGUUCUGCUUCAGAUCUUUUUAACAGCACAUAUCUAUAUCUCUCUCUAAAGAAAAACAUUACAUGGUCAUGCUGUAAGGUUUCUCACACUGGACUGAAUCAUGGUGGAGACUCAGGAGUGUUUUCCUCUUGGCUGUUUAUUGAAAUACCUGUUUACUUUGGUAGGAUUGAUAUUGUUCCUGGUGGAUAUAGUGCUGGACAUUUGGACUGUUGUGUCAUUCUAUCAGGAUGGGGCCUAUGUGUAUAUGGCAGUGAUGAUCUUUCUGCUGCUGGGCUCUUCAGUGUUGUUACAGGUGUUCAGCUGGCUCUGGUACUCUGAUUCACUGGACAAGAUUGAGACUAAGGUGGAGAAAUUUACAGACCGGCAUUCAUUGAUCAAACCAUUCCACUUCCUGCAGCUCGGAGUCUACCUCAGGUUUGCUUCUCAAUUUUCAGUAUUCUUUAGCAUACUUUUACAAUUCAUUCCAAACACUGAUUCAUUCAACAGCACAACUACUGUGUUUUGCUCAGAGCCUCGACAUCAGCAUGGUUGUAAUUAUAUACCUCACUCACAUAUUCAUCUGAUAUUGUUUAAUUACAUCCAAUGCUUUUCUGUUUCAGGUUUAAAGAUCCUCACAUCGGCUGCUGGGAUUGCCUUAAGCGUUGCUUUGUACCACCGCAGCAUGCGUAUCUAUCUUCCUGAAAAACGCAAGAUGAGUUGGAUCUCCACUGGUGUCUACUUCCUGUGGAACUUGUUGCUGAUCAUUCCCCGUGUAACUGCUCUGGCACUCUUCUGCAGUGUAUUGCCAUGCUACAUCAUAGCUCACUUCCUGUCCUUGUGGAUGCUGCUGGUUUUAGUGGCCUGGAGCCAGAAAACAGAUCACAUGAAAAGUCCUGGUUGGGAAUGGCUCUUCAGAGUUGCUGUUGGACUCAUCUGGUACUUCAGCUGGUUUAAUGUAUCAAAAAAAGGAAGCAUAAAAGUAAAAAUGGUUCUGUAUUAUAUUUUCAUGGCUUUGGACACAAUGUUGCUGCUGGGCUUAUGGUGCUGGAAGGUGUUUGAGUAUGCAGGCUGCUUACACCCUUUUAUAGUGAUCCCGACACUACUAGGUUUGUACAUCAUUGGAAUACUAGUGAAAAUUAUAUACUACAGAUGGUUUCAUCCAAAAAUAACUGAUCCUCGUGAAGGGCAGAUUAAACAAGCUGCAACAUAUAACACAGACUUGACAGACUCGACAGUCUCGUCCCUGGAAGAUAUAGCUGCAGCUCCUGUGCAGCCUCUCACUGGAGCCCUCAAGAGGAGCAGGACCAUGGCUGAUAAUUUCUACUUCUAGUACUUGUUUGAACUUUUUGAAGAUCCCCCCCCCCUUCAAAAUAUAGUUUGUAUUUAUAAUUUAUUUAAAAUCACAGUAAACCACAGUGUCAGAACCAAUGAAUUUACAGUAAAACAGUAUAUUUUAUUAACUGAUGUAAUGUAUUUUGAUGUAUGUUAAUUUAAAAUGUAUUUUUGAUCUGGAAGACUACUGGAGAGCAAAGUUGUACACAGAGCAAUGUAUUAUGGUGUUGUCAGAACCAAGUGACCUCAUAGUCAUGUUGACAUUUUCCCUUAUUUCCUUAAACUUGUGUUGCUCUGUUUAUGUCACACUAAUAGAUUGUUUAAUUUAAGACACUGUGACAUAUAAAUGUUGAUUACAGUUUUCCUCGAUUGCUAACACACAAUUCAGGAAACAAUUCAUAAUUUUCUCACAACUUGCACAAACCUCAAGCUUCCAGGUCAAAACUAAAUAUUCUAGUCAAAAACAUAUUCUCUUAGGUCAAAAUCAAACGUUGGCCUCAGAUGAUGCACAAACCUAACAAAUACACAGACUACUCCACUGCCUAGAAAACACCAGUGAGAUAAAUUCAAAACACUGUUACUAAAACCUCUUAUUAUUAAAAUUAUUAUUAUUAAA